AUGGCCAAGAGGCCAGUACACCAUGAAACGGUCGACAAGCGGCCAAAACGAGAGAAAGUUUCCGCAUCAGAGCCGUCGGAGCUUGAAAAGGUGGGGAUUCACCCGUUGUUGAGAGGUACGACGAAUGUCCCUACCAACUAUAAUCCAUUAAAACAGCCUCGAAAGCGAGAAGGUUUUGUUGUUAACCCAUACAUUGACCAAAAAGACAUCAGAUAUUCGCGACCGAGACGAGAGUUCCAUUUGAACGAGAAAGGCAAGUAUGUUGAGCGCGCAAACGAAAUCAGACGGCGGCUGGAGGAGGAGAAACGGGAACAGGAAGAACAAAAGGCAUUGGCUGCACAGGGACUUACGCCAGAUGAAACAACGGGUGAGCAGUAUUUUCUUCCCGUCCGGCCACCGGCAAUUGAAUGGUGGGAUCAGCCGCUUCUCAACGAGCGACGGUAUGGAGAAGAGCUAAAAGUCAAGUAUAUUGACAAAGAUGAUCUGAAAAACCCGAUAACCGAGUAUGUCCAGCAUCCUGUUCCGGUGAUGGCACCGUGGGAAAAACACUUGGCUCCGCCAAAACCAUUGUACUUGACAAAGAAGGAGAUUAAACGACUGCGGAAGAACGAACGACAGAUGAAACUGAAAGAGAAGCAAGACAGAAUGAAGCUUGGACUCGAUCCAACUCCUGCUCCUAAAGUGAAGUUGAAAAACCUGAUGAAUGUCCUGACCAACGACGCGAUCAAAAACCCGACAGAGGUGGAAAUGCGUGUGCGGCAGGAGAUAGAGGAGCGCAGACGACAGCACGAAGCAGCAAAUAUGGAGCGACACGCCAACAAGGAAGACAAAGCCUCAAAGAUGGCACGGAAGUUUGAGAAAGAUCUACAAAAAGGCUGCUUCUCUGCUGUUUUUGCGGUAGAAAGCCUCGAAAACAACCAACACAGAUAUAAGGUCAACAUCAAUGCCAAGCAGCUGGAACUGAAAGGCAUGUGUUUGAACAUGGAAAAUGGUCAAACCCUCAUUAUUGUCGAAGGUGGGGAAAGAUCAGUGAGCAAGUAUAAACGGCUCAUACUGCACCGGAUCCAAUGGGGCGUCAAAUGCGAACUAGUCUGGGAAGGCCAGCUAGUCGAUCUGCACUUUUCAAAAUGGACAAUGUAUAAUUUCUCAGACGAGGAGGAGAUCCUAGCUUUACUGGCCAAGUUCAGACUGGAAAAUUACUGGACACAAGCCAAAAAUAUCAUUGAUAGCUCCUAA
Messenger RNA from Ogataea angusta, 1236 nucleotides. RefSeq lists its product as uncharacterized. Lineage: Eukaryota; Fungi; Ascomycota; Pichiomycetes; Pichiales; Pichiaceae. The coding region runs from base 1 to 1236 and encodes 411 amino acids. The record is from RefSeq and is a predicted model, not a curated record. Gene Ontology annotation, biological process: mRNA splicing, via spliceosome. Gene Ontology annotation, cellular component: U4/U6 x U5 tri-snRNP complex. The transcript has a single exon.